Leucoraja erinaceus (little skate) is the source of this 4790-nucleotide messenger RNA. Its product is annotated as zinc finger protein 585A-like. The transcript is spliced from 6 exons. The coding region runs from base 677 to 4192 and encodes 1171 amino acids. The record is from RefSeq and is a predicted model, not a curated record. NCBI's taxonomy places the organism in Eukaryota, Metazoa, Chordata, Chondrichthyes, Rajiformes, Rajidae.
GCGCGCUUUCCAUUGGCCCGUUCCGCAGCAGGCCGGUUGAGCAUGCGCGGGUGGCGGCGACAAAGAGAAGGCGGGAGGUGAGAGGCCGCGGGGCAGAUGAUUCACAGACGCCGACGGUGGUCCCACAAACGAAUAUGAAAGCGCGAACGUUACCCACCAAGCCCAGGAUGAAACGAUGAAAGCAGCUACUCGCCGCUGGUUUUCCGUCCCGCUCCGGACUGGUCUCUGCAGACGACAGUUGGGACCCACGACGCAUGCGCUGUAAAUUCGGGGAUCGACCCUAAAUCAACAAAAAUAAAACGCAAGGACCCAGGGAGCGUCUGUAAGUGGGAAAUUACCGAAUCAAAAAAAAACGCCAGUGAAUGAAGGGUAUUUUAAGUAAUGGAUUUGCAGCAAGCAAACUCAGACCAAUUUUUGACUGUCAUUCAAGACAUUGGGACCUGAAGGUCAUAGUUUCUAUAUUAAAAGAAAAAAACAUUUCUGUAUUCCAUGAAAAACAUAUUAAACCUGCCGGGCUGCUAAAGAUCCAAGACUAGAGUGUGCCAGCAUGAUGAUUGUGAAUGCACCUUUAACCAUUUACACAGGCUGAAAAAAAUAUUCACAGGAAAGACUCAAUACACGUUCUGUGUGGGGACAAAGUCUCAUAUGAUCAGAGAGUCUGCAUGACAAUCAGCCCAUGGAGAAUCCAUGUAAAUGUGUGGACUGUGGGAAAGGAUUCAAUUACCCUUCCCAACUCGAAACCCAUCAGCGCACACACACCAAGGAGAGGCCAUUCAUCUGUUUCAUGUGCGGGAAAGGAUUCACUCGCUCGUCCCACCUGCUAGCACACCAGCGCAUUCACACCGGGGAGAGGCCUUACACCUGCACCGUGUGUGGGAAGGGAUUCACUGAAUCGUCCAAGCUGAAGGCGCAUCACCAGGUCCACACUGAUAAAAGGACAUUCAAUUGCUCCAAUUGCGAAAAGAGUUUCAAAAGCUCACAGUACCUGCGAAGACAUCAACAGAUUCACACCACGGAGAGGCCCUUCAUCUGCUCCGUGUGUGGGAAAGGUUUCACCCACUCAUCCAAACUUCUGGUGCACGAGCGAGUCCACACAGGUGAAUGGCCGUUCGUCUGUUCCGUGUGCGAGAAGGGUUUCAACCAGUCGUCUGACCUGCUGACGCACCAGCGUGUUCACACCGGGGAGAGGCCUUUCACUUGCUCUGUGUGCGGGAAAGGAUUCACUCGCUCAUUCAACCUCCUGGUGCAUGAGCGGGUUCACACCGGCAAAAGACCGUUCCCUUGUUCAGUUUGCGGGAAGGGGUUCACUCAGUCCUCCCAUCUGCUGAUCCACCAGCGGGUCCACACCGGUGAGCGGCCAUUUUCCUGCUCCGUGUGUGGGAAGGGAUUCACUUGUUCGUCUAGUCUCCUGGUGCACCGACGAGUCCACACAGGAGAGAGACCGUACUCGUGCUCUGUAUGUGGGAAAGGAUUCACUUCCUCGUCGAGCCUUUUGGUGCACCGCCGAGUUCACAGCGGGGAGAGGCCAUUCCCCUGCUCCAUCUGUAGGAAGGGAUUUACUCAGUUGUCCAAUUUACAGUCACACCAAAGGGUUCACAAGUGCGAUUGGUUGGAGGCCCACGCCGCAGCUCCAGCCUUCCUACAACUCCACAUUCUAUUGGAUCAGUCUCACGUCAAUCACUCGAGCUGCGUGGUCUGGGCAUGCGUAGACUGGGACGAGAGACAGGCGCGUCGCAGAUCCAACGUAGAGAGUCACAGGGACACUCAGAUCAUGGAGGAUCAGUGUGAAUAUGAGUGUGGGAAAGUGUUAAAGUUCCCAACCCAGCUGGAAACUAGUGAGUGCACUCACACCAAAGGGAGGCCGUUCACCUGCCCCGUGUGCGGGAAGGGAUACACGCGCUCGUCGCACCUGAUGGUGCAUCAGCGGAUUCAUACCGGGGAGAGGCCGUACAGGUGCACCGUGUGUGGGAAGGGAUUCACUGAAUCGUCCAAGCUAAAGGCGCAUCACCAGGUCCACGCCGAUCAAAAGGCAUUCAAUUGCUCCUAUUGUGAAAAGAGUUUCAAAUGCUCACAGUACUUGCGAAAACACCAGCAGAUUCACUGCACGGAGAAGCCUUUCACCUGCUCAGUGUGUGGGAAAAGCUUCACCCACUCAUCCAAGCUGCAGGUCCACAAGCGAGUCCACACGGGUGAAUGGCCGUUCACCUGCUCUGUGUGCAGGAAAGGAUUCAACCAGUCAUCGCAACUGCUGACACACCAGCGGGUUCACACCGGGGAGAGGCCUUUCACGUGCUCUGUGUGUGGGAAGGGAUUCACUCGCUCCUUCCACCUUCUGGUGCACGAGCGGGUUCACACCGGCAAAAGACCGUACUCCUGCGCAAUGUGCGGGAAGGAGUUUGCUCAGUCCUCCCACUUGCUGAUCCACCAGCGGGUCCACACCGGGGAGCGGCCGUUCUCCUGCUCCGUGUGCGGGAAGGGGUUCACUCAGUCAUCCAGCCUGCUGACGCACCAGCGGGUUCACACCGGGGAGAAGCCGUUCACCUGCCCUGCCUGCGGCAAGGGCUUCACCUCUUCGUCCAGCCUCUUGGUCCAUCGCAGGGUUCACACCGGCGAGCGGCCCUUCCCCUGCUCCGUCUGCAGCAAGGGGUUCAUCUCCUCAUCCAUCCUGCUGCGACACCAGCGGGUUCACACCGGAGAGGGACUGCACUCCUGCGCAGUGUGCGGGAAAGGAUUCACCUGCUUGUCCAGUCUGCUGGUGCACCGGCGGAUUCACUCGGGGGAGAGGCCCUUCUCCUGCAGCGUGUGCGGGAAAGGAUUCAUUCGAUUGUCCAACCUGCAGUCACACCAUGGAGUUCACAAACUGACAAACGACCUGAAUGAGUUUUACCGCAGGCUUGAAAAACAGAAACGUAACCCUGAAACUACAUCUGGUGUGUGUGUGUGCAUGUGUGUGUGUGUGUGGUCGAGGCUUCAUUUGAUUGUCCAUCCCAAAAGAACACAGGGACCUCGGAUGAUGGAGAUGUUGUGGAAAUGUAGGGACUGCGGGAUGGGAUUCAGUGAUCCAUCUGAUCUUGAGACUCAUCAGCGCAGUCACAGCAAGGAGAAGAGGUUCACCUGCCCCAUGUGUGGGAAACAGUUCAAUCAGUUAUCUGACCUCCUGCGACACGAGCGGGUUCACACCGGAGAGAGGCCAUUCACCUGUACAAUGUGCGGGAAGGGCUUCACUCAGUCGUCCAACUUGGUGGCACACCAGCGACUUCACACUGGAGAGAGGCCUUUCAACUGCUCCCUCUGCGGGAAGGGGUUUGCAUACUCCUCCAACCUGCUGCGGCACCAACGAGAUCACAUUGGCGACAGGCCGUUCACUUGCUCGGUGUGCGGGAAGGCUUUCAUCCAGUCGUCCGACCUCCUGAUUCACCAGCGGGUCCACACCGGGGAGAGGCCAUUCACCUGCUCGGUGUGCGGGAAGCAGUACACUCGUUCGUCCAACCUCAUGACGCACCAGCGAUCUCACACUGGGGAGAGACCAUUCUCCUGCUUUGUUUGCGGGAAGGGAUUUGCGCAGCUCUCUCAUUUAAAGUCACACCAGCGAGUUCACGCCGAACGCAAAACCUUUGACUGUCCGAACUGUGAGAAGAGCUGCAGAAGCCCAGAGGACCUGCUGAGGCACCAGCGAGCCCACACUCAACAGAGGUUGUACCCCUGCUCCGAGUGCGGGAAGGGAUUCACUCAGUCGUCGCACCUGCUCAAGCACCAGCGAGUGCACACCGGGGAAAGGCCGUUCACCUGCUCCAUGUGCGGGAAGGGAUUCAAAUGUUCCUCCAACCUGCUGAUGCAUCAGCGGAUUCACACGGGGGAGAGACCGUUCACCUGCUCGAUGUGCGGGAAGGGAUUUGCCCAGUCGUCCAGUCUGCUGACGCACCAACGGGUUCACACUGGAGAGAAACCCUUCUCCUGCUCUGUGUGUGGGAAGGGGUUCACUUGUUCAUCCAACUUGCUGGUGCACCAGCGGGUUCACACCGGGGAGAGGCCCUUCUCCUGUUCAGUUUGUGGGAAGGGUUUCACUCAGUCGUCCCACCUGCUGAUGCACCGGCGAGUUCACACUGGGGAAAGGCCCUUCUCCUGCUCGGUGUGUGGGAAGGGUUUUGCCCGUUUAUGCAAUCUGCAGACACACCAGCGAGUUCAUAAAUGAUUGGUGGAUUUGAAAGACAUUAAGUGCUGGAAUAACUCAGCGGGUCAGGCAGCAUAUUUGGAGAACAUGAAUAGAUGGCGCUUCGGUUCAGGACCGAUAUAGGUAUUUUAUAGAUUUUAUAGAUAUGUGAAAAGAAAGAGAUUAGUUAAAACAAAUGUAGGUCCCUUGCAGUCAGAAACAGGUGAGUUGAUCAUGGGGAACAAGGAUAUGGCGGACCAAUUGAAUAACUACUUUGUUUCCGUCUUCACUAAGGAAGACAUAAAUAAUUUGCCGGAAAUAGCAGGGGACCGCGGGUCAAAGGAGUUGGAGGAAUUGAGUGAAAUCCAGGUUAGCCGGGAAGUGGUGUUGGGUAAAUUGAAUGGAUUAAAGGCCGAUAAAUCCCCAGGGCCAGAUAGGCUGCAUCCCAGAGUACUUAAGGAAGUAGCUCCAGAAAUAGUGGAUGCAUUAGUAAUAAUCUUUCAAAACUCUUUAGAUUCUGGAGUAGUUCCUGAAGAUUGGCGGGUAGCAAAUGUAACCCCACUUUUUAAGAAGGGAGGGAGAGAGAAAAUGGGGAAUUACAGACCAGUUAGUCUAACAUUGGUAGUGGGGAAACUGCUAG